This is a messenger RNA of Pan troglodytes (chimpanzee), 5295 nucleotides long. RefSeq names its product DENN domain containing 2B (gene DENND2B). The transcript has 22 exons. The record is from RefSeq and is a predicted model, not a curated record. NCBI's taxonomy places the organism in Eukaryota, Metazoa, Chordata, Mammalia, Primates, Hominidae. Gene Ontology annotation, biological process: positive regulation of ERK1 and ERK2 cascade. Bases 1138 to 4551 code for a protein of 1137 amino acids.
GGGGGCCGGGGGUCGGGGGUCGGGGGCUGGGGGCUGAGGACUGAGUCGAGCCAGCAGCCCAGGGCAUCUGUCCACGCUGUCGGAGGAGCCUCUGGGCGUGGGGCUGGCCCUUAGAGGGCUACUGCGCUGCUUAACUUGAUUGGCUGGGAAUAAUGAUAGAACAUGACCUACCAUCAGGCCCCUUGUGGAUCAAAUACAGACUACGCCAAAUGAAAGCCACUGGUGAGAACUGAAAAUAGAAUUGUAAAUGGAGAGAGGGCAACUAAUUAGGAAUGUGCCUGGUCAACAGAGAAAUAGACGGAAGAUGAGAGACUGCUUAGGCGCCACCACUAGUACCAUGAGUCCCUGCACUGGUUAAAGCCAUCGCCACAACCUGGACAGGCAGCAAGGUAAGCAGGGAGGCCAGUCCAGGCGAGCUCCUGGGAUGUGAGUGCAUUUCCGCCCCAACUGCUGCCCGGAAAAAUCCCAAGUGCACAAACAAGUCAAGGCAGCGCAUCAGGGUCCCUCCUACCCGAGCUCCAGGACCCAGAGGAAGGGCUGGCUUCCCCUUCAAGCGCUUCAGCUAGCUCCCUGCCCCCUGGCAGGGAUUCUUCCAAGUUAUAAAAAAUGAGAAACUGGAGGGGAAGAAAACAAGUCCACUCACUGUCUUCUCCCUUCUCCCCUCUGAGCUGUUCAAGCAAGUUCCCAGGAGCAGUUCAGAGCCCCUGUUGGACUGGAAGGGAGGUAGGAGGAGUGGAAUGCAUGCAAAAACCGAGCUGAUCAAAAGACAGUGCUGUUUCAUGGAAAUCUCCCAGAACUGAAAGAGAGAGAGAGAGAGAGAGACAGUGAGAAAGAAAGAAAAAGAGAGCGCCCUUGUGCACGCGCUAGGCCAAGAGCGCGCCGCUGUGCGCGCGCCCGCCUAGCGAGGACAGGGUCUCCAUGACAACUGGCCUGGCCGGCUAGCAGUGCUCUGCUCACUUGGCUGCGAGGAUCGCCACGAAAGGUCAGAGGAAGGAGCUGUGGGAAGCUCGCAGCAGGUAUCGGAGCUUAAGCCAGUGGAUUUGGGGGCCCUGGGCUCCCUAGCCGGCUGCGGUGUGAGAAUGGAGUGGGCAGGAGAGCAGCGGGACUUUCAGGGCUCUGGGUUUGCAGAGAGCCGAAAUGACCAUGACUGCCAACAAGAAUUCCAGCAUCACCCACGGAGCUGGAGGCACUAAGGCCCCUCGGGGGACUCUGAGCAGGUCUCAGUCAGUCUCUCCACCUCCAGUUCUCUCCCCACCAAGGAGUCCCAUCUACCCGCUCAGUGAUAGUGAAACCUCAGCCUGCAGGUACCCCAGCCACUCCAGCUCCCGGGUGCUCCUCAAGGACCGGCACCCCCCAGCUCCUUCACCCCAGAAUCCUCAAGAUCCCUCCCCAGAUACUUCCCCACCCACCUGUCCCUUCAAGACCGCCAGCUUCGGUUAUUUGGACAGAAGCCCUUCGGCGUGCAAGAGAGAAGCCCAAAAGGAAAGUGUCCAAGGCGCAGCCCAGGAUGUAGCAGGGGUAGCUGCCUGCCUCCCCCUUGCCCAGAGCACGCCAUUCCCGGGGGCAGCAGCUGGCCCCCGGGGCGUCUUGCUGACCCGUACCGGUACCCGCGCCCACAGCCUGGGCAUCCGGGAGAAGAUAUCAGCAUGGGAAGGUCGCCGAGAGGCGUCGCCCAGGAUGAGCAUGUGUGGAGAGAAGCGGGAGGGCUCUGGGAGCGAGUGGGCGGCCAGUGAGGGCUGCCCCAGCCUGGGCUGUCCCAGCGUGGUGCCGUCCCCCUGCAGCUCUGAAAAGACCUUUGAUUUCAAGGGCCUCCGGAGGAUGAGCAGGACCUUCUCCGAGUGUUCCUACCCAGAGACUGAGGAGGAGGGAGAGGCGCUCCCUGUCCGGGACUCUUUAUACCGGCUGGAGAAACGGCUGGGCCGGAGUGAGCCCAGCGCCUUCCUCAGGGGGCAUGGCAGCAGGAAGGAGAGCUCAGCAGUGCUGAGCCGGAUCCAGAAAAUUGAACAGGCCCUGAAGGAGCAGCCAGGCCGGGGGCUCCCCCAGCUCCCCAGCAGCUGCUACAGCGUGGACCGGGGGAAAAGGAAGACUGGAACCUUGGGCUCCUUGGAGGAGCCGGCAGGGGGCGCGAGUGUGAGCGCUGGCAGCCGGGCAGUCGGAGUGGCUGGUGUUGCGGGGGAGGCGGGCCCACCCCCAGAGAGGGAAGGCAGUCGUUCCACUAAGCCCGGGACCCCUGGAAAUAGCCCUAGCUCCCAGCGGCUGCCAUCGAAGAGUUCCCUCGAUCCCGCUGUGAACCCUGUCCCCAAACCCAAGCGCACCUUUGAAUACGAGGCUGACAAGAACCCCAAGAGUAAGCCCAGUAAUGGUCUACCUCCUUCACCCACACCUGCUGCUCCACCCCCCUUGCCCUCCACCCCAGCCCCGCCAGUCACCCGGAGACCCAAGAAGGACAUGCGUGGUCACCGCAAGUCCCAGAGCAGAAAAUCCUUUGAGUUUGAGGAUGCAUCCAGUCUCCAGUCCCUGUACCCCUCUUCUCCCACUGAGAAUGGUACUGAGAACCAACCCAAGUUUGGAUCCAAAAGCACUUUAGAAGAAAAUGCCUAUGAAGAUAUUGUGGGAGAUCUGCCCAAGGAGAAUCCAUAUGAGGAUGUGGACUUAAAGAGCCGAAGAGCAGGACGAAAAUCCCAGCAACUGUCUGAGAACUCCUUGGACUCUUUGCACAGGAUGUGGAGUCCUCAGGACAGGAAGUACAACAGCCCGCCCACACAGCUUUCCCUGAAACCCAACAGCCAGUCCCUGCGCAGUGGGAACUGGUCAGAAAGGAAGAGCCACCGGCUGCCACGAUUACCCAAGAGGCACAGCCAUGACGACAUGCUGCUGCUGGCUCAGCUGAGUCUGCCAUCCUCACCCUCCAGCCUCAAUGAAGACAGCCUCAGCACCACCAGCGAGCUGCUGUCCAGCCGCCGGGCCCGCCGCAUUCCCAAGCUUGUCCAAAGAAUUAACUCCAUCUACAAUGCCAAGAGAGGAAAGAAGAGAUUAAAAAAGUUGUCUAUGUCCAGCAUUGAAACAGCAUCACUGAGAGAUGAAAACAGUGAGAGCGAGAGCGACUCUGAUGACAGGUUCAAAGCCCACACACAGCGCCUGGUCCACAUCCAGUCGAUGCUGAAGCGCGCCCCCAGCUAUCGCACGCUGGAGCUGGAGCUGCUGGAGUGGCAGGAGCGGGAGCUUUUUGAGUACUUUGUGGUGGUGUCCCUCAAGAAGAAGCCAUCGCGAAACACCUACCUCCCCGAAGUCUCCUACCAGUUUCCCAAGCUGGACCGACCCACCAAGCAGAUGCGAGAGGCAGAGGAAAGGCUCAAAGCCAUUCCCCAGUUUUGCUUCCCUGAUGCCAAGGACUGGCUUCCUGUGUCAGAGUAUAGCAGUGAGACCUUUUCUUUCAUGCUGACUGGGGAAGAUGGCAGCAGACGCUUUGGCUACUGCAGGCGCUUACUGCCAAGUGGGAAAGGGCCCCGGUUGCCAGAGGUGUACUGUGUCAUCAGCCGCCUUGGCUGCUUCGGCUUGUUUUCCAAGGUCCUAGAUGAGGUGGAGCGCCGGCGUGGGAUCUCCGCUGCAUUGGUCUAUCCUUUCAUGAGAAGUCUCAUGGAGUCGCCCUUCCCAGCCCCAGGGAAGACCAUCAAAGUGAAGACAUUCCUGCCAGGUGCUGGCAAUGAGGUGUUAGAGCUGCGGCGGCCCAUGGACUCAAGGCUGGAGCACGUGGACUUUGAGUGCCUUUUUACCUGCCUCAGUGUGCGCCAGCUCAUCCGAAUCUUUGCCUCACUGCUGCUGGAGCGCCGGGUCAUUUUUGUGGCAGAUAAGCUCAGUACCCUCUCCAGCUGCUCCCACGCGGUGGUGGCCUUGCUCUACCCCUUCUCCUGGCAGCACACCUUCAUUCCUGUCCUCCCGGCCUCCAUGAUUGACAUCGUCUGCUGUCCCACCCCCUUCCUGGUUGGCCUGCUCUCCAGCUCCCUCCCCAAACUGAAGGAGCUGCCUGUGGAGGAGGCGCUGAUGGUGAAUCUGGGAUCUGACCGAUUCAUCCGACAGAUGGACGACGAGGACACGUUGUUACCUAGGAAGUUACAGGCAGCUCUGGAGCAGGCUCUGGAGAGGAAGAAUGAGCUGAUCUCCCAGGACUCUGACAGCGACUCCGACGAUGAAUGUAAUACCCUCAAUGGGCUGGUGUCGGAGGUGUUUAUCCGGUUCUUUGUGGAGACCGUUGGGCACUACUCCCUCUUUCUGACACAGAGUGAGAAGGGAGAGAGGGCCUUUCAGCGAGAGGCCUUCCGCAAAUCUGUGGCCUCCAAAAGCAUCCGCCGCUUUCUUGAGGUUUUUAUGGAGUCUCAGAUGUUUGCUGGCUUCAUCCAAGACAGGGAGCUAAGAAAGUGUCGGGCAAAGGGCCUUUUUGAGCAGCGAGUGGAGCAGUACUUAGAAGAACUCCCAGACACUGAGCAGAGUGGAAUGAAUAAGUUUCUCCGAGGUUUGGGCAACAAAAUGAAGUUUCUCCACAAGAAGAAUUAAGCCUCCUUCUCAGUAGCAGAGUCCAGUGCCUUGCAGAGCCUGAAGCCUGGGGAGAAGGCCCAGCCUGGGACCCUCUGGGCUGCUGUGGCUCCUCUGCCCCCACAGAUCCCAUCCUCCAAGCCAGCCCACCUCUGCCUUCAUCAUAUCCCAGGAUACUGUUUGUAAAUAAUCUGCUGUAAGCUUUCUUAACUGUUUUUUGUAACAAGCAAAGAGAAUAUGGCAAAUAUUUGUAUAUUCCCAAGGGGCCGGGUGCUUUCCUGUCCUGCCAGAGCAUGGAUGAAGUUUUGCUGGGUGCUCGUGACUGGCCAGUUUUGUGCAGCUGACUGUCUCAGCCAAACCACUGAUCUUCCCUGGAGGCCUUCGGCCUGCCUGCCUGCCUGAGGUCCCCGCUGCCAGUCCCGGGCCCUGGAGAGCAGAUGCUGUCUUGUUAUGUACAGGAGGACCUUUUAAAAAAAUCAAGUUUCUAUUUUUUUCUGGUAGUCCGCAUACCCAUACCCUCUGUUUUUGAAAGGCAAAGGCCAAUCAGUCCCCAUUUGUAGCAUGGCACCAGGGUCUUAGGCCUAGUCCUCUCAUUCCUCCCACCCUCCAAGAUGGUCAGUGUGUCAUGGGAAGCCCACCCCCAGCUCUGCCAGUGCUCUCUGGGCCUGGCUCCCAGUCAGUGGUGGCCACGAUGCGGUACAGGGCAUCCCUCCUUCCCAUCUACGGGUGUUCUCAAUAAACAAUGUACAGUUGUUUGGGCCCAGA